AUGAGUGACCCAACGCUCAGAGAGGGAAAGCAACUUGCUCCAGGUUCCACAGCCCAGACCUGAACUCAAGAAUCUCCUGUGAAGUCUGUAACCUUCCUCCAGCACCACCACGCUGCUCUCACGUGGCACAUGCUGAACAGAGGCCUCUGUGCAAAGAAAGCAGUUCAAAAAAUGGGCACUAACUUUUGGGAAGCUUCUACUGUGUGUCGGGCCCUGGGCCUCCUCACUGCUCUGUGAGCUGGGUAUCAUUCUCCCCAUUUUAUAGAUAAGGAAACUGAGGCCCUGAUCACAGGAGCUGAGUCUCCCAGAUUCUAAAACGUGUUCUUUCAAGUCCCCAGGGCUCCCCAGACCUCACAGAGGCCCUGUCUGCUUUCACUGGGUUUCAUAACUGCCUUCUCUGUUUACUGCCUGUUGUCCCAUUUAGCAAAACCAGAGGGGUGGGUAUUCCCAGGAGGACCCAGAGCCCAGCAGUGACCCAGAAAGCAAGCAAGCUCUGAGAGAAGACUUUCCAUGAGUAGCCGGCUGCCUGGGAAUCAAGAACAACAGUAUUUGGGGUGAAGAGAAAGAACAGGGUGGUGUCUUCCAGGGCCAGCCAAGGCCUUUUGUACAUCGAGGCCGGGGGCGGAGGGUGAGGCUGCCUGCUCCCAUCUCUGAUAGCUGCCUUGGGAGGUCCAGGGAGACACGGAGGCUAGCCUAAGGUCACAGAGGAGCAGGGCCAGAGCUGGUGGUGGGGGUCCUGGAUCCAACUACAGGGGAGAGAUGUGGGCUGAUGCUGAAAGCCACCUACUGUGUGUAGCACUAGGCGGGAGCCUGGAACACCCAAGAUCAGAGGUCAAGGGGAUCUCUGAGGUCCAGAGAAGGGCAGGGACUAGGGCGUACUCACAUAGCAAGUGGUGGCAGAGCCAGGCUGCCUCUCAAGUACAGGAGACCGUGCCUGACCUGUGUGUCCAUGAGUGGCACAGAGUGUAGGUACCACAGUCCAUCUUCCACCCAGUGGCUGCAGCCUGGGGACCUUCCUAGGACAAGCCUCUGUCCUGGGUGCUCACAGGUGCAGGUGCAGGGCUGGAGGGCUGCGACCUCUUCAGCCUGGGACGCGUGGUAGGGACGGCCACCCCACGGAGUUCAGGCUGCCAGGCUUGGCUCGGGCUUGACUGAGUCCGCGCCUGCAGCCCUUUACCUGUAAACGGUACUGUUUCUCCCUUCCUGCCCAGGUGGGAUGGUGCUGGGAGGCCCUGCUUGAUCCCCAGAUAGAGCUUGGGCACUGGAGCCAGCCAGGCUUGUGUCUGAAUCCCAGCAGUGCCUCUUUCUAGCUGAAUGACCCCAAGCAAGUGACUGAAACUCCCUGAAUCUCUGUUUCCUGGUCUAUAAAAUGAGAAAUUUAAUACCUCUUUCCCCUGGGUGCUGUGAGGAGACUCAGAAUCAGACACCGCCCAUCCCUUCCUCCCUCUCUUCUCCCAGAGAUGUCUGGAUCCAGAGGUGAGGUGGCAUGCUGCCAUCGGUGACCGCCGUGCCCCCUUGUGUAGUUCAGGGGCCCUGCACCGUCUCAUUCAGAAGGACAUGUAGAGGCAACCUGGACCAGUGCUCCCAUUUUACAGAUGGAAACCCUGAGGCUUAGAGACGUGUCGGUUCUGGAUAUGGUUGUAGAGCCAGUAUCUGGGAAUGCUGGGCUAGGAAUGAGGCUUAGAGUCAGAGCAUCAGGGCCUACCCCAUCUUUUGGGUAACUGGACCUUGAGGCCCAGAAAGGGACAGUGAUUUGCCCAAAGUCACCCAGGAAGUCAGUGGCAGAGGGAAGCCUAGCACUGGGUGGGGACUCUUCCUUUCUACCUAGAAGUUUUUCUUUUGCAUUUAAGUCUCCCCACUGGCCCCUGCCCCCACCCUCGCCCUGAACUCAUCCUCUUCCAGGCAGGGAGCAGCAUAAGACCAUGUCCCCAUCACAGUCUGCACACAUCACUGCCCUGUAGUGAGAGUUUCUAGGCCAUGGGCUCCCCGAGGGCAGGAGCCAGGGCCCGUUCACCAGGUCUCUAGCGCUGAGGACCCAGGCUCCAGAGCUAUGUGACAGGCAAAGCUGCAGGGCCUUUGUGAUCAUUAACCAGGGGCCAGUGACCCUGGGCUAGUGGUCAGUGACCCCUGGCACCAAGGCCAAGCCACAGCAGCCCUCUGUUAAUCACCAACUGAGCAGAAAGGACUGCUCAGCUGGGCCAGAUGCCGACUCAGGGUCAUUCGGGGGACAGGGAUGACAAGGAAAUUUCUUCUUCCUGCUUGUUUGGAUUUUCCAAAUUGUCUAAUGAGCAGGUAUCAUUCUCUAUUUUAAAGGUAUUAUUUCUAGAUCAGUCUUUUUUUUUUUUUUCUCGGCCAUGCCACGUGGCAUACGGGAUCUUGGUUCCCCGACCAGGGAUGGAAUCCGUGCCCCCUGCAGUGGAAGCGCAGAGUCUUAACCACUGGACUACUGAGGAAGUCCCCGUAGAUCAGUCUUUUAUAAAAAAAAAAAAAAAAACCCAAAAAACCAAAAAAAACUUCAUUGGAUAAAUACUUGUGAAUAGUUUCAAUCCCUAGAGCACAUUAAAAAAAAUUUCACACAAGUAUAUUGAGGUAUAAUUUAGAUACCAGAACAAUUCACCCAUGGUAAGCAGACGGGACUGUGAUUUUUAGUACAUUUUUCAGUUGUGUAAUCAUCACCAUAAUCCAGAGUUAGAAUGUUUUCAUCACCCUAAGAUGUUCCCUUGUGCCAACGGCAGCGAUGUGGGUGCUUGACCCCAACCUCUUAUCCCUUUCAAACAAACUGGCUUGACGGUUUGGUGUUUACCCUCCUUGAUUUUUUUAAGGAUGUAUACAAAAACAGACACCCUCAUAAAACAGAGGAGAGGAGUCACAUUAUAGUCCUUGUACAAUUCGCUUUUUGCACUUGGAGCUCUCUCCGUGUUUAUUGAGCACCUACUAUGUGCCAGGGACGGUCCGCACUAGCUUAUUCUUUUUUCACAGCUGCAGAGUGGUCUGUUGUAUGGCGGCUCCAUAAUUUGUUUAACCGGGACACUUGGGUCCUUUCCAGUUUUCUUCAAACAAUGCUUCAGUGAACAUCCUUGCACGUAUAUUUCCACGUUCCUCUGCAAGUGAUACUGAAGGAAAUGGCACUGUUGUUGCAAUGUGUUUCGAAUUUGUGGUCAUAAAUUGCUCUCUAGAGAGGGGAGACUGGUUUAUACUUCCAUCAAGAGCAUAUGAGAACUGUGGGGUUUUUAUAACCCUCGAAAUGCCUAAGGAGAGGGAAGAGCUCUCUGAAUUUAGGCCAGAGCUGAUUCACUGCAGGCUCUACAGGCCCAGGACUAGACAUAGGGCUUCAAGAACUCGGGCAUCUCUCUGUGGUUCCCCACAGACACUGGGAUAAAAUUCAGACUCUUCAGUGUGACACACAGGCCCCUGUGACCCCCGCCACCCUCCUCCAGCCUCAUCUCUUCUUGCUCCUGUGUUUGAGACAGGACCCCUCCUUAGUCACUGCAUGUGGCCUGCAUUUGCCCUUUGCCCAUGCUGUUCCCUCCUCAGAAUGCCUCUUCUUCUCAACCUCCCUCCUCCCUGUCCUUCAAGGCCCAGGUCACAAGUCCCUUUGUCCAUGAAGCUUUCUUAUAAUCCCUGCAGUCUGAUUUGUCUUCUCCGUGUGUGUGUUCAUUUAGCCCUUUAUCUGACCCACAGUCCAUCUUAAAUGGGAGGAAGUUGUGUGUGAUGGAAGGCAAACUUCAGCCUGAUUAGAUAGAAACUGGGCUCCAGGAGGAGCUGGUGUGGAUGACUAAAGCUCGUGGGGAAGGGGGAUGGGAACUCCCAUUUACUAAUUGUCAGACCAGGCCAUUUUCACACAGAGAGACUGGUUUAAUUCUCAGCAACCACUUUAUACCCAUUUACUAGAUGAGAAGACUGAGGCAGAGAAGAAGAAAGUAACUUACACACAGUGGACGUGGGAAUCAAACCCAGGUCUCCAGCUUCUGCAUUCUCUUCCCUGUCACUGCAUUCCCUGUUAUUGGGAAAGGAGGAGAUUUGGGAUGCAAAGGGAACUUGGAAAUAGAGAAGCUGGGCCCGGCAGAGUAGUGAGAGGGAGAAGAGAGGGGCUGGAGAAGGUGGGAAGAAGGCCUGUGUGAAUUCGAAUAGCACUUCUAACCCAGUGACUGACUGUAAGCCUCCAGUGGGAGAGUGAGAGAUGGGAAGGGAGCCUGGGAGAAGGGCAAGAGGCUUGAAUCCUUGACUUCCCCAGGGAGAGCCAAUAGGACCUAAAACUGAAAAAAACAAGAACAAAACCAAAAUUAACACCCCCCCCCCAAAAAAGAAAAAAACCCAAACAACAAGGGCUUGUUAUUUAAGACAUGAAGCCAAACACUGAAAUCAGCUGAAGGAGGAAGAUAGAAGUGGUUGGUUGCCCCAAGGUGUAAGUGGGGUUGAGAGGCAAAACUUUGCAUAAAUAACGUGACUUUAAGUUUUUAUCAAAACAACCUUUUACAAAAUAAAAACUUUUUUAAAAGGAAGGAAAGACGGGCAGUCUUGAGUAAAAUAGAACCUGCAAUCCAAGAAGUUGAGAGAUCUGCCUGCCUUUCUCUGUCUGGCUUGUUCAAGGGUCCAGUGAAGGUCAGCCUCCCGGACUGUGUCCUCAGCUGGUGACAGCCACAUGCUGCCUAAGUGGGUCGUCCACUCAGAGCACCUGGAGUGAAAUGUUGCCUUUCAUUUCCUAGUAGUGUGCAAAUUGCUUGACCUUUCUGCACUCAGUUUUCCCCUCUUUAAAAUGGGGCUGUCGAUGGUACCCAGUCUGUAAAGGAUGUUGGGAUGUGUCCGUUUUCAUAUGAAGUGGAAAACCUUCAAUAAAUAUUAGUUCAUGGGAUUUGUUGCUGGAGACGUUAGGGGUGGAGAGGGGAGGGUUCUUGCAUGGAUCACACAGGGGGCUAAGAUGGGUGAACUCCCUGCCAUUCUUACGUGUGCCCAUUUAGUGUGCACUGAGUUAGCGCCUGCUGCUUGGUCUCCACCCCUGACCUGGGGUGAAGGGGUGGCCACGCCCAGUUGGAUCUGUCCGGGUGGGAACCCCGAGGUCUCUAAAAUCCAGGCCAGAUCCCCGCCCUUCCCAGGCCCGCGGGGGCCCAGCCCUGCCGCACGCCCUCCCUACGGGGCGGUCCCCAGCUUGGGCGGGAUGGGCGGGCGGCUACUUAAGGUCUGCGACUAGGGAGGCAGAGGGUGCCGCCCAGGUCUUCUGCCGCCGUCGCUGCCAUGGCUCCGCACCGCUCCGCGCUACUGGACGCGCUGGUCCUGGCGCUGUGCGCGCUGUCGCCGCCGGCCCGCGCCGCCACCGCGUCGCAGGGGGUGACCCAGGCGCGGCCCAGCAGCAUGGUGGUGGAACACCCCGAGUUCCUCAAGGCGGGGAAGGAGCCCGGCCUGCAGAUCUGGCGUGUGGAGAAGUUCGACCUGGUUCCCGUGCCCCGCAAACUUUACGGAGACUUCUUCACAGGCGAUGCCUAUGUCAUCCUGAAGACAGUGAAGCUCAGGAGUGGGAACCUGCAGUACGACCUCCACUACUGGCUGGGCAAUGAAUGCAGCCAGGAUGAGAGCGGGGCAGCUGCUAUCUUCACCGUGCAGCUGGAUGACUACCUGAACGGUCGGGCUGUGCAGCACCGUGAGGUCCAGGGCUUCGAGUCUGCCACCUUCCUUGGUUACUUCAAGCAUGGCCUCAAGUACAAGAAAGGAGGCGUGGCAUCAGGAUUCAAGCACGUGGAACCCAAUGAGGUGGUGGUGCAGAGACUCUUCCAGGUCAAAGGGCGGCGUGUGCCCCGCGGCACCGAGGUGCCUGUGUCCUGGGAGAGCUUCAACAAUGGUGACUGCUUCAUCCUGGACCUGGGCAAUGACAUCUAUCAGUGGUGCGGCUCCAAGAGCAACCGUUUCGAGAGGCUGAAGGCCACAGAGCUGUCCAAGGGCAUCCGAGACAACGAGCGGAAUGGCCGGGCCCGUGUUCACGUGUCCGAGGAGGGCUCCGAGCCGGAGGCGAUGCUCCAGGUGCUGGGUCCCAAGCCGGCUCUGCCCGAGGGUACCGAGGACUCAGCCAAGGAGGACGCAGCCAACCGCAAGCUGGCCAAGCUCUACAAGGUCUCCAAUGGUGCGGGCACCAUGUCGGUCUCCCUCGUGGCUGAUGAGAACCCCUUCGCCCAGGGGGCCUUGAAGUCCGAGGACUGCUUCAUCCUGGACCAUGGCAAAGAUGGGAAAAUCUUUGUCUGGAAAGGCAGGCAGGCCAACACGGAGGAGAGGAAGGCUGCCCUCAAAACGGCCUCCGACUUCAUCUCCAAGAUGGACUACCCCAAGCAGACCCAGGUCUCCGUCCUUCCUGAGGGUGGCGAGACCCCACUGUUCAAACAGUUCUUCAAGAACUGGCGCGACCUAGACCAGACGGAUGGCCUGGGCCUGACCUAUCUCUCCAGCCACAUCGCCAACAUAGAGCGCGUGCCCUUCGACGCCGCCACCCUGCACACCUCCACUGCAAUGGCCGCCCAGCACGGCAUGGAUGACAAUGGCACAGGCCAGAAACAGAUCUGGAGAAUUGAAGGCUCCAACAAAGUGCCCGUGGACCCCGCCACGUAUGGACAGUUCUACGGUGGUGACAGCUACAUCAUUCUGUACAACUACCGUCAUGGCGGCCGUCAGGGACAGAUCAUCUACAACUGGCAGGGUGCCCAGUCCACCCAGGAUGAGGUCGCCGCAUCUGCCAUCCUGACUGCCCAGCUGGAUGAGGAACUGGGAGGUACCCCUGUCCAGAGCCGUGUGGUCCAAGGCAAGGAGCCUGCUCACCUCAUGAGCCUGUUUGGCGGGAAACCCAUGAUCGUCUACAGGGGUGGCACCUCCCGUGAGGGUGGACAGACAGCUCCUGCCAGUACCCGCCUCUUCCAGGUCCGGGCCAGCAGUUCUGGAGCCACCCGAGCUGUUGAGGUGAUCCCCAAGGCUGGCGUGCUGAACUCCAACGAUGCCUUUGUCCUGAAAACCCCCUCAGCCGCCUACCUGUGGGUGGGUACAGGAGCCAGCCAGGCAGAGAAGACCGGGGCCCAGGAGCUGCUCCAGGUGCUUCGGGCCCAACCUGUGCAAGUGGCAGAAGGCAGCGAGCCAGACAGCUUCUGGGAGGCCCUGGGUGGGAAGGCCGCCUACCGCACGUCCCCACGGCUGAAGGACAAGAAGAUGGAUGCCCACCCUCCUCGCCUCUUCGCCUGCUCCAACAAGAUCGGACGUUUUGUGAUCGAAGAGGUCCCUGGCGAGCUCAUGCAGGAAGACCUGGCCACCGAUGACGUCAUGCUUCUGGACAUCUGGGACCAGGUCUUUGUCUGGGUUGGAAAGGAUUCUCAAGAAGAGGAAAAGACGGAAGCCUUGACCUCUGCUAAGCGGUACAUCGAGACAGACCCAGCUAAUCGUGAUAGGCGGACCCCUAUCACCAUGGUGAAGCAAGGCUUUGAGCCUCCCUCCUUCGUGGGCUGGUUCCUUGGCUGGGAUGACAGCUAUUGGUCUAUGGAUCCCUUGGACAGGGCCCUAGCUGAGCUGGCUGCCUGAGGAAGGCCCCACCCUGUUACUGGUCAGUGCCUUUCAGAACUGUCCAUCCUGCAAGGAGACCUUACAGCGAGCAGGGCCACUCUGGUGUGUGUGUGUGUGGUGGUUGUUUUGUUUGUUUGUUUGCUUUUUUACAGUAGCCAAAAACAGCCCUGCAAAAAUUCAGGGUGCUUGCAAAAUUGUCUCAAGUAUUUGUGCUUUUGGAAAUAAUUGAAUUCAAUAAAAAGCUUUUUGAAGUGUG
This is a messenger RNA of Globicephala melas (long-finned pilot whale), 7783 nucleotides long. RefSeq names its product gelsolin (gene GSN). The record is from RefSeq and is a predicted model, not a curated record. Gene Ontology annotation, molecular function: actin filament binding; phosphatidylinositol-4,5-bisphosphate binding. Gene Ontology annotation, biological process: actin polymerization or depolymerization; central nervous system development; actin filament severing. Lineage: Eukaryota; Metazoa; Chordata; Mammalia; Artiodactyla; Delphinidae. Gene Ontology annotation, cellular component: cytoplasm; actin cytoskeleton.